AAUAUUCUCUACUACCUUUAAACACGUGUCAGUCAAAAUUUGUUUAAAUUCACUCUAGGUAUAAAAGCAAUUAACGUAAGAUCGUGUUGUUCUGUUGUCGAGGAGUUUUUAUCCGCGAAGAAGUGAAACUAAUCAGAAUGAAAGAUAUUAUUUUGGUUUUUAUAUUUGGAUUAUUCGCAGUUGGCAUAGAUAUCUCUAUUGCUAAACGAUUGACGCCCUUAAAAAUUGCUGUUAUUGGCGCCGGGGCAUCGGGGCUUGCAAGUGCAAAAAAUGCCCUUGAUAAAAAAUAUAAUGUAGACAUCUUCGAGAAGAGCGAAGCACUUGGUGGAAUAUGGUAUUAUACAGAUAAUAUUGGAAAAGACAAAUUUGGUGUUGAUAUUCACACUCCAAUGUAUAAACUUCUUAGAACUAAUACACCGUAUCAGACGAUGGAGUUUCCCGGUUUAUCCUUUCCAAACGGCACACAAUCUUAUCCAACCCACAAUGCCGUAUGGAGGUACUUGGAUCAUUAUGCCACAAAAUAUAAAAUAAAAAAACGUAUAAAAUAUCACCAUUUGGUUGAACAUGUUAGUUUAUUCGAAAAUGAUAAGUGGAAAAUAAUCGUCAGAGACGUGAGUAAAAAUAAAACUGACGUUAGUAUAUAUGACGCAGUUUUUGUUUGCACGAAUAUAUUUUCUUCGCCGCGUGUACCCAAGUUUGAAGGUGUCGAAGGAUUUAAAGGAAAAAUUAUGCAUAGCCGUGAUUAUCGUAAACCUGAAACAUUUCGCAGAAAAGAUGUCUUAAUUAUCGGUAGUGGCCCAAGUGGCAGUGACAUAGCACUUCAAAUAGAAGAUUAUGCUAGUCGGCUAACAAUAAGCCGUCAUAUAUAUAGAUCAAACCAAUCUGCAAAUAAAGAUAAAGCUGGAGGUUCAGUCGAGAAUGACGACGCAUUUAAAGGUGAUGUAAAAAGAUUUAUUGGGACGAAUCAAGUUGAAUUUGAAGAUGGAACGUGUCUAAAUUUUACAGAUGUUAUCUAUGCUACAGGUUAUAAAUAUUCGUAUCCAUUCUUGGAUGAGAAUGUUGGUAUUCAUGUUGAAGACAAUUAUGUGAAGCCGCUGUAUAAGCAAAUUUUAAAUAUUGAAUAUCCAACGAUGGCUUUCAUCGGUAUACCUUACAGUGGGGCGCAUAAUAAAAUGUGUGAUUUGCAGGCACGUUUUGCGCUAACAUUCAUCUCUCGAGCCAAACAAGUGCCAUCACAUACCGAAAUGUUGAUCGAUAUGGAAAGUCAACCUAAGAAUGAACCUCAUUUCCUUGGAGUGAGACAAAUAAACUAUUAUAAACAACUCGCUGACACUGCAGGCAUUGAAAAUAUACCAGAAGUCUACGCAAAUAUAAUUGCGGAUUCACAAGGAAAUUCAACAAGUUCAUCGGAUUUCCGUAACAAUGUUUACAUUAUAAGUGCAAAUAUGAAGACAUUCAGAAAAGUGGAGAUGUAAAAAAACAUUCAUGUAUAUUAUUAAAUGUCCGAAAAUAAUAAUAAUAAAAAUUUUUCGUUGGGCAAGCUUAUUCAUUAA
Contarinia nasturtii (swede midge) is the source of this 1553-nucleotide messenger RNA. RefSeq names its product dimethylaniline monooxygenase [N-oxide-forming] 3-like. The record is from RefSeq and is a predicted model, not a curated record. Gene Ontology annotation, molecular function: N,N-dimethylaniline monooxygenase activity; NADP binding; flavin adenine dinucleotide binding. NCBI's taxonomy places the organism in Eukaryota, Metazoa, Arthropoda, Insecta, Diptera, Cecidomyiidae. Bases 138 to 1475 code for a protein of 445 amino acids. The transcript is spliced from 7 exons.